This is a messenger RNA of Prinia subflava (tawny-flanked prinia), 1615 nucleotides long. RefSeq names its product histone H4. The transcript has a single exon. Gene Ontology annotation, biological process: nucleosome assembly. Gene Ontology annotation, molecular function: protein heterodimerization activity; structural constituent of chromatin; DNA binding. Gene Ontology annotation, cellular component: nucleosome. The coding region runs from base 1212 to 1523 and encodes 103 amino acids. Lineage: Eukaryota; Metazoa; Chordata; Aves; Passeriformes; Cisticolidae. The record is from RefSeq and is a predicted model, not a curated record.
UAGCAAUAGGCACCCACUGGAAAUAGGAAAGAGAUGGGGAGGACCAAACAAACUGAGAAAUACCUGACCAGCAAAAAAACCCCAAACCUGUGCACUGCACACAGGUAUAAAUAACCAGAGGAAAACUCUUGCCAAGAAAGUUGGUACAUAGCAACUGGAUGGGAUAGCAUUUAUUUGACAAUCCUUCCAGAACAAAUUAAAAAUACCUUCAAAUUCAUGGUAAUGAAUUAAAGAAUAACUCAGACAGAAAAAGUUAAAGUAGGUGUGCACAUGUAAAGCUUGAAGGCUUUCAGGAUUCACUGCUGCAGCAUGGACUCAUGGAGCCAAUAGGCAACCCAGCAGAAAAUAACACGUCCACACCAUUUCUGUGUUGCAAAAGAAACAUAAUGUGAAUAAAGAAACGGCUAAAGUAAUGCUUUAUUAUGUUUCAGUAAAGAAUAGGACCAUGAAAAUGAUCAAACACUUGCAACAUCUGUAAAAGCACAGACGUACUGCAGAUUUUUUCAUGGGUUCAUCGGUAAGAGACACAAAUCAGUUCAUUAGUCAGUCCCAUAAACACAACGAAGCCACGUGAUCAUUAAGUCAGCGAUGUGGGACAAACAAGACUUCACUUCACAGUGGAAAAUAAAGUAAAAAAAAAAAACAAAAACAAAGGAACUUUUUCAAAGGGGAAAAUAAAAAUCCCAGGACAUUACCCCCUUUCUCAGCCUUCAGUAGAAAAGGGUGCAUUUACCGUAGAAGCGGGACCGCGGCGCCCACUCUCUCCCCUGCCCUGCCUCUGUGGGGGCGCAGCUCGAUGGCUGCGCUGCAGCGCGGCAGGCCGGCGGAGCGCGGGGGGAACGCGGCUCUCCCGGCCCCGCCGCCACCAUAGGGCGGGUUUUGCUGCAGCUCCGCGGCCGCUGGGGUCCCGCUCCCUAUCGGCACCGAGAGUCCCGCGGGCAGGGCCGGGCAGCCGGGCCGAGCACGGCGGGCACGGGAUGACCCCGCCCGGGGUCCGCUCCCGGGCCCCACCCGGGUUUGGCCUCUCAGGAGCGGGGCCGGCCCCGAUAGGAGCAAAAGCACGCAAGACCCGGCCGCGGGGGGAAGGGCGCGCAACGAGCCCGCCCCGGCGAGGGCGCGGCGCAGUCCUCAACCAGGUCGGACCGCCGGCAAUAUAGGGAGGCGCGCCAGAGCUUUUGAAGCAUUGUGCUGCUUGUUGCGAAAGCGACAGUAUGUCUGGUCGGGGUAAGGGCGGCAAGGGGCUAGGCAAGGGCGGCGCCAAGCGCCACCGCAAAGUGUUGCGCGACAACAUCCAGGGCAUCACCAAGCCGGCCAUUCGCCGUCUGGCUCGGCGCGGCGGCGUCAAGCGCAUCUCGGGGCUCAUCUACGAGGAGACGCGUGGCGUGCUCAAGGUGUUCCUGGAGAACGUGAUCCGCGACGCCGUCACCUACACGGAGCACGCCAAGAGGAAGACGGUUACGGCCAUGGACGUGGUCUACGCGCUCAAGCGCCAGGGUCGCACCCUCUACGGCUUCGGCGGUUAAGCUUGGUUCCUGCUUCAGGUUAACAUUUUUUGCAACACAAAGGCUCUUUUCAGAGCCACCCACCAAUCUCAGAUCAAGAGCUUGAAAUUGUU